This is a messenger RNA of Globicephala melas (long-finned pilot whale), 883 nucleotides long. RefSeq names its product transmembrane protein 14A (gene TMEM14A). Gene Ontology annotation, cellular component: mitochondrial membrane. Lineage: Eukaryota; Metazoa; Chordata; Mammalia; Artiodactyla; Delphinidae. The record is from RefSeq and is a predicted model, not a curated record. Gene Ontology annotation, biological process: regulation of heme biosynthetic process.
GAAUCAGCGGCCCCACCCAGUACUGGGAGGUAACGCGCAGAGUAGAAGGCGCAGGCGGUGGGGUCAGCUUCCCUUCUCCAGGUACGAAGUUUUCCCGCACCUAGCUCCCGACUUUGCUCUUUUCAGCCGCGGAGACAGCUCGGGGCUGCAGAUGGAGAAACUGAGGUACAGAGAUUAAGGAACUUGCCUAAUAUCACAUGCUACUGAAGUCCAAGCAUGCAUUGUGGAAUGUGAUGAGCUCUUUGAGAAAGACAGGAAGUAGGACUGGACGUGAGGCUCUCAUAGGGCUGAAGAUGACUUGAACCUUGCCAAUGGACCUGAUUGGUUUUGGUUAUGCAGCCCUGGUGACAUUCGGAAGCAUUUUGGGAUAUAAGCGGAGAGGUGGUGUUCUGUCUUUGAUUGCUGGUCUUUCCGUUGGAUUUUUGGCUGGCUGUGGAGCUUACCGUGUCUCCAAUGACAAGCGAGACGUAAAAUUGUCCCUGUUUACAGCUUUCUUCCUGGCCACCAUAAUGGGGGUGAGGUUUAAGAGAUCCAAGAAAAUCAUGCCAGCUGGGCUGGUUGCAGGUUUAAGCCUCAUGAUGAUCCUGAGACUUGUCUUACUGCUGCUCUGAGAAUCCGCAGGAACUGAAAACUAAAUUUGAGUCAUUCUGCUGUAAUGGGCAGAGCCUACUCUUUGUAUUGAAAAGAUAAAUUCCAAUAUGGAAUGUUCACCGUGGUCUUAUUUUAUGGUAGAAACUGCAAAAGAAACACUGUCACCUCUAAUAUGGACACUGGUUUGAGGGAUUUUUUUUUUUUUUAAACAAAUGGUUUAACUGUUUUCUAAUCGUCAGGUACUGGUUUCAUUAAAGGUAUUUAAUAAAUCGUGAUACACUGUUUGAUUUGC